This is a messenger RNA of Selaginella moellendorffii, 795 nucleotides long. RefSeq names its product AAA-ATPase At4g30250. Gene Ontology annotation, molecular function: ATP hydrolysis activity; ATP binding. Bases 1 to 795 code for a protein of 264 amino acids. The record is from RefSeq and is a predicted model, not a curated record. NCBI's taxonomy places the organism in Eukaryota, Viridiplantae, Streptophyta, Lycopodiopsida, Selaginellales, Selaginellaceae. The transcript has 2 exons.
AUGGCAAACUCACGCGAGUGGAUCUACAGGGACAGGGAGAAAUGCAUAAUACAGCACCCCUCUCUCUUACGUGGUUGCCCCUUUGCCACGCUCACUCCUCGCUUCCUCCGUGGCGCGCUUAGUCACGCCCAGCUCUGCACCCUAAAUAGCUUGGAAGCGUGGGUAUCUCUUGUACGGGCCUCUGGGGACUGGGAAGUCGUCAUUGCGAACUACACGCAGUAUGAUGUCUACGAUAUGGAACUGACGGAGGUGCAGAGCAAUGCAGACUUGAGAAAGCUGCUCAUGGGGAUUUCCAACAAGGCGAUCAUCGUGAUCGAGGACAUCGACUGCUCGCUGGAGCUCAAGAAGAGGGGGAAGCCGGCAGCGGAGGAAGAAACCGAGGAGAAAGAUGGAGAGUCCGAGAAGAAAAACAAGAAAAAGGAGCAAGAGAGCAGCAGGGUCACACUUUCGGGGCUACUGAAUUUCAUCGAUGCGCUGUGGUCUUGUAGCAGGAGUGAGAGGAUCAUCAUCUUCACGACCAACCACAAGGAGGAUCUAGACCCUGUGUUGUUGAGGUCCGGCAGGAUGGACCUCCACAUUUUCAUGGGCUACUAUGGAUUUGAGGCGUUCAAGGUGCUGGCGUGGACUCACCUUGAAAUCUCACAACAGGAGCAGUUUGAGGAGGAGUUUGGAGAGAUCGAGGAGCUGAUCGCCAAGGUUGAGAUUACUCCUGCUGAUAUUGCAGAGGUGUUGAUCCAGAACAGGGGGAACUCGAGAGGGGCUCUAGAGAAAGUGAUUGAGGCUCUCCAGGAUUGA